AUGACAAACGAGCCUAUUAAAGAGAUCCUGCGCGCUCCAAAGCAUCCUGAUUCUGCAACCACGGAGAAGAGUAACAACAAUGACUGUGUGAUAACCACCAUCCCUCUGGUCAGUGAAUGCCAGCUGACCGCCGCAACCGGGGGGGCAGAACUCUCCUGUUACCGCUGCACCAUUCCCUUCGGUGUGGUGAUCCUCAUAGCCGGCAUCGUGGUUACUGCCGUGGCGUACAGCUUCAAUUCCCAUGGGUCAAUCAUCUCCGUGUUUGGAUUAGUACUCUUGUCAUCAGGACUCCUUUUGCUGGCUUCUAGUGCGGUGUGCUGGAAAAUUAGGCAGCAAAAAAAGAAAGCAAAGAGGAGGGAGAGCCAGACAGCACUUGUGGCAAAUCACCGAACCUUGUUUGGUUAA
Molecule: messenger RNA, 405 nt
Organism: Pterocles gutturalis (yellow-throated sandgrouse)
Lineage: Eukaryota; Metazoa; Chordata; Aves; Pterocliformes; Pteroclidae
Gene: TMEM100
Product: transmembrane protein 100
Exons: 1
Coding region: 1-405 (134 amino acids)
Biological process (GO): cellular response to BMP stimulus
Source: RefSeq, a predicted model, not a curated record